AUGCCACGUGCAGGUCAUGGGCUGCCGUCGCCGCCUAGGAAGGCAGCUCCACCGUGCACUGGCGGAGGGAGAAGCCCCGUGUUUCCAAUUGGUCCAGGGCCGCGCCACCACACGCUGGGGGAUAGUGGUCGAGGGCAUCGCCUUGCCGUUGUCAUGGUCCGCGACUUCGCCGAGGUCGCCGCCUGCGCGUGCAGGCUGCGGUCCUCAGGCACUCUGCUCUUGGAGCCGCCUCUGCGCCGGAGGACGUCGACAUGCCACGCAUUGGAAGUCGAGGCCGAGCCAAGUGGCAAGGGGGCGCCAACGCACCGCGUGCUGUGGAGCGCCGGGCGGUUGACGGCCACUUUCGGGAGCGUCAUCCUGGUAUCGCUCUCGAAGAGGCAGUUAGUAUUCGAGAAAGAAGAGGCAGUUAGAGAUCGAGAGAUUUCUGUCUUGGCCGUGCACGGGGCGAGUCUGCCGCUUGGAAGCUUUUCCGCCGGGGUGAGGCCACCGCGGUAG
Triticum turgidum subsp. durum (durum wheat) is the source of this 495-nucleotide messenger RNA. The record is from the annotation of a GenBank genome assembly. NCBI's taxonomy places the organism in Eukaryota, Viridiplantae, Streptophyta, Magnoliopsida, Poales, Poaceae.